GGUGUUCAGACGUUUCAUAUUUUUAGAGAAUCAAAAUCCAAAAAUCAUCAAGAGAUCACAAGAAUGGCCAUCCUACGAGCUACUGCAAAUGUCUGCAAGAGUUUGGAGAAAGAUUUUAAAGAGCCAGCAAAGCUGGAUGUACCUGGACUGGCAUUGGCCUGCAAACGCAAGGAGUAUGAAAGUAAUUUUGAAAAAGGCAUAAAAAUGAUCUGCUAUCACAAUGUGAUGAUAGACUUGAAGCACCCCAGCAGUGAGAAACACCAUUUUGACAGUGAGAAAUUUAAAGAUGGGAAAGAACUUAUAAUCAAUGGAAUAAAACAAACCAACCAAAAUGUUUCAAGUGGGAAAUUUGAUGCUGCCAGAACGGCACUUGGGGGAAUUCUGCAUACUUUACAGGAUUUCAACAGUCACAGUAACUGGAUUGAGCUGGGAAAUGACAAACCUUUCAGUGAUCUCAUCAAUCCAGAUAAACAACUAACCAACCUUGCAGAUGGCAUGAAUACAUGUGAGGAGAAUAAUAAAGAUAAAAAGUCUGGGGCAAAACUUCUACAAAGCAUCAUUGAUAAAAAGAUUCUUACAUCAGGAUACUUUGGGUUAAAGAAACCAAAAGGAAAGUGCAGUCAUGGAGGUCUUUUAGAUUUCACCACUGGUAUUGGGAAAGGAUGGGACGGUAUGAAUAAGGAUUACACUGAAUCCAACAAAGGCCACGGUGCUCAACAUAACAAAGCUGCAAAAGUUGCCAUUGAUGCCACUGUUGAACUGCUGGAGAAGAUCUUACAAACAAUUACAGGGCCCAACUUCCUCAGACUGGUGGGACUUCAUGAGGACAAGAUUGCAGGAAAUCCUUCCAUUCCUACAAUUGACUUAAAUUCAAGAUAUCCGGAUGCAAACAAGCCAGAUCAAAUGGUGUAAAAGUAAACAUUAAUCAUAAUUGAUAAUAUGUUUCUUCCUGUUAUAUUUGUCUUCUAUGAUUCUUAAAG
This is a messenger RNA of Xyrauchen texanus (razorback sucker), 980 nucleotides long. Its product is annotated as von Willebrand factor A domain-containing protein 7-like. The record is from RefSeq and is a predicted model, not a curated record. The transcript is spliced from 6 exons. Bases 64 to 912 code for a protein of 282 amino acids. NCBI's taxonomy places the organism in Eukaryota, Metazoa, Chordata, Actinopteri, Cypriniformes, Catostomidae.